UGUGAAAGCCGCACAAGUUCCUCUCGGCAGAGGAGCCUCAGCAGGGACGGGGCAGUUCGGAGAUGAGACUUUCUUGUUCUCUUUCGGGUUUCCUCUGAAAACGGAUCUAAAGGGUCUGCUUCGGUCUCGGCCGGGUUCUUGCUGCUGGGCUCGGCGGCUCUCUCCCCAGCCUUUGGGCUGAAACAACAGUGGACUUAAUUUGCUGAAAUCGUACCUCCCCGGCUCAGGAAAGGAAAUAUGGGAUGUAUAGAAUCCAAACGGAAAGGCAGUCUGCAUGGAGAUGGGCUAGAUUUGAAGAUCCAACCAGUACGUAAAACUGAACGAACUAUUUAUGUGAGGGAUCCAACGUCCAAUAAACAGCAAAGGCCAGCAAAUGAUGAUGUGCUUUUACCAGGUCAGAGGUUCUGUAAGGAAGAAGAGGAAAAUGAACAUAAGGAUAUUGUAGUAGCAUUGUAUCCCUAUGAUGGUAUUCAUGAAGAUGAUUUAUCCUUCAAAAAAGGAGAAAAAAUGAAAAUUCUGGAGGAGCAUGGAGAAUGGUGGAGGGCGAAGUCCCUUUUGACCAAGAAUGAAGGCUUUAUCCCAAGCAACUAUGUCGCAAAAGUCAACACCUUAGAAACAGAAGAAUGGUUCUUUAAAGACAUAACCAGGAAAGACGCAGAAAGACAACUUCUAGCCCCAGGAAAUGCUCCUGGAGCGUUCCUUAUCAGAGAGAGUGAAACAUUAAAAGGUAGCUACUCUCUCUCCAUCAGGGAUCAUGAUGGACAGCACGGUGAUGUUGUCAAGCACUACAAAAUUAGAAGUCUAGACAAUGGAGGCUAUUACAUCUCUCCAAGAAUUACUUUUCCCUGUAUCAGUGACAUGAUCAAACAUUACCAAAAGCAACCAGAUGGCUUAUGCAGAAAGCUGGAGAAAGCAUGCAUCAGUCCCAAACCACAGAAACCAUGGGAUAAAGAUGCCUGGGAGAUCCCUCGAGACUCAAUAAAAUUAGUGAAAAAGCUUGGAGCGGGUCAGUUUGGAGAGGUCUGGAUGGGGUACUACAAUAACAAUACCAAAUUAGCCGUGAAAACUCUAAAGCCUGGCACUAUGUCUGUGCAAGCAUUCCUGGAAGAAGCCAACCUCAUGAAAACGCUUCAGCAUGACAAGCUGGUCAGACUAUAUGCUGUAGUCACCAAAGAAGAACCUAUUUAUAUAAUAACUGAAUACAUGGCUAAAGGCAGCUUACUAGAUUUUUUGAAGAGUUCAGAGGGUGGAAAAUUACUGCUUCCAAAGCUCAUUGACUUCUCAGCUCAGAUUGCAGAAGGGAUGGCAUACAUAGAGAGAAAAAACUACAUACAUCGAGAUCUGAGAGCAGCUAAUGUUUUAGUUUCGGAUUCACUGAUGUGCAAAAUUGCUGAUUUUGGACUUGCUAGAGUAAUUGAAGAUAAUGAAUAUACAGCCAGGGAAGGUGCAAAGUUCCCUAUCAAAUGGACAGCACCAGAAGCCAUUAAUUAUGGCUCCUUUACUAUUAAGUCUGAUGUGUGGUCCUUUGGAGUUCUUCUCUAUGAAAUAAUUACUUAUGGGAAAAUUCCUUAUCCAGGUAUGAGUAAUUCUGAUGUAAUGAUGGCUCUUCAACGUGGGUACCGCAUGCCGCGCAUGGAAGCCUGUCCAACUGAGCUCUAUGAUAUCAUGAAAACAUGCUGGAAAGAUAAAGCAGAAGAAAGACCAACAUUUGAAUAUUUACAGAGUGUCCUUGAUGACUUCUACACAGCUACAGAAGGACAAUACCAGCAGCAGCCAUAGAAAAAAAGCAGAUUGGCAGAGACCUCUCAAAAGGACAAUGUGGUUGAGCCAUUUACUUUUAAGCACUGGGAUAUCCUAAUCAGUUGUUCCUGAAACUGAAGGCUGCAAGUUGAAUGGAUGAUACAAAUGAUCAACAUCCUGCUUGAGGGUUUAAGUUCUCUAAUGAUGAUGCUUUCUUUGUAUUUUGCUUAAACAAACAUCUAGAUAAGAUAAACUUUGAUGCACCGGAAGGAAAGCCACCUCAGUACAAACAAAUAUAUGAAGUAAGACACAGCUGGAAAUGUAAGAACAGAAAGAAAAGUUCAUGACAGCUAUCGGAACUUACAGCAAGUGGCCAAACACAACAUGCAUCCUAAAAACGGUCUGUUUUAGGGCCAAACUAGAUGUUACACAGGAGAUACAUGAGCAACCUCCGCCUGGUUUGUUUUUACUGAAAAGCUGCUGAGACUGCGGUAGGGAAGGAGGACUGUAUAACCUGUUUAUCUUCUUGCCAUUUCAUUGCUCAAAGCUUCCCCUACUUGCCUAACUGCAGGAUAAAAGAAAUCAGGGGGGAUCUGUCUUCACCCACGGGUGGGAAACCAGCUUGGAGGACCAACUACAAGUAGACAGACUGUGGCAGAGAAAAGGUUUAAUCAGCUCCACCCUCAAUCUCUCACACUGGCAACCUGAUGCAACUGCUUUUCAUGAAAAUAUAGUGCGUGUGUGUACGCAUGCAUGCACGCGCGUGCACACACACAUCUCUUAUGUAACAUCUAGCUUGGCCUUCAGCUGUUAGGACAACUCUCUUCUGUUGCUACUUCUAGAAGCAGAUUGGAUAAAGGGGGCGUAAAUGCUACAGGUCGCUGUAGCAUCAGCACUAGUACUUUUUAAACCUUAAUGUGAAAUUGCAUUGUAGCAGUGAUUUAGUGUGUUAAAUUGGUAUCAGAAAGAAUUAUAUCCUACUUUCAAGUAGGUAACCAUGAUUUUUCAGCAUGGAAAUGUUUGUUGGUCAUCACUUCCCUCCAAUCUUAUAUGUCAAAGCAGCUCAUUCAAAGCCCCCAGAUGUAGAAUCUAAAAUACAAUACAUUUACCAGCAAUAACUGAUGAUCUAAGAAAAACUUGUUCAUGGCUUUUUUAAAUAAGAAAUUGAUAACUAAAGUGUUGAAAGUCUUAGUAGAACCUUUUCUACUGGUGUGGUUCAAAGCUGCCUUUUUAAAGGCAACAUUUUAAAAUGAGCAGCACUAAAUGUGCUGUGAUUAACUAACAGUGCCAAAGAAGAUAGUUCACUUUAAAAUGGUCUUGGGCAGCAUUUCCUGAAUUUACAACUACCUUGAAUUAUCACUGUUCUCAUUCUUGGUUCUAUGCGGAAUUACCAUUUUAUAAAAUGCAAUGUUUGGUGUAAAAAAAGCACAACUGAAGCAAUGUUUUCCUUGGGAACCAAAAUCUAUGUAUUUUUUUGCACAUAUUAUGUAGGAUGGGUGGGGAAAUGCACUUGAAAAUCAGGCAUUAAAGCACCAAUGGUCGCAGACAGGGUUCAAAUCAAACCAUGAACUGGAUACAGGAACACCAAAGUUACCUCACUAUUCUGUGUGCCUCAGCUUUUCUCUGAUUAGGGUUAUAUUUUUCUUUAUCAUGCUAAGAAUUGAGAGGACAACGUUACUGAGAACUCUUCCUCAGUAAGAGGACUCUGAACUGCUUAUUCAUAAUUUGGUUACUAUAGGAGUAUCAUGAUUCAUACUAUGUUUUGCUUCACAAACCAAUAUUAUUGUACACAUGCAGUUUAUUAUUAUUUUUAAAUGAAGGAAUCCAGCUGGCAGACUGGUAACCAGACUAUCAGCAUGUAAAUACUAUUUUGAUUUUAUUGUGAUUUUAAUAAAUAUGCAUUUAUGAAACUUUGAA
Messenger RNA from Elgaria multicarinata webbii, 3657 nucleotides. It is a transcript of the gene LYN, whose product is annotated as LYN proto-oncogene, Src family tyrosine kinase. NCBI's taxonomy places the organism in Eukaryota, Metazoa, Chordata, Lepidosauria, Squamata, Anguidae. The transcript is spliced from 13 exons. Bases 238 to 1779 code for a protein of 513 amino acids. Gene Ontology annotation, biological process: protein phosphorylation; Fc receptor mediated stimulatory signaling pathway; regulation of platelet aggregation. Gene Ontology annotation, molecular function: signaling receptor binding; non-membrane spanning protein tyrosine kinase activity; ATP binding. Gene Ontology annotation, cellular component: extrinsic component of cytoplasmic side of plasma membrane. The record is from RefSeq and is a predicted model, not a curated record.